AUGGCGGGGAGUACAUCUAGUUUGGUGAUCUGUGCGAUUGGGAUCUAUGCUACUUUUUUGACAUGGGCAUUAGUACAGGAGCCUUUGGCUACGAGGACUUGGCCAAACUCUAUGGAAAAAUUCCAAUUUCCCAAUGUGAUAGCCCUUUUGCAAGCUUCUGUGGCAAUGAUGAUGGGAUACCUGUAUUUGAACUGGAAGAAGGUGACAUAUUCGCCCACAAAGAUGAUCCAGGAUCAUUGGAAACAAUUGAUGUUAAUUUCAUUCACACAGAGUAGUUCGGGUCCUUUGGCUACCACCUCCCUAAAAUACGUGGAUUAUCUCACUUACAUGUUAGCCAAGUCAUGUAAGAUGAUUCCCGUUUUGUUUGUGCAUUUGCUUCUGUAUAGAACGCCCAUAUCAAACCAGAAAAAAGUUGUAGCCAUCUUGGUUAGUCUCGGUGUCACUAUUUUCACUAUAGGCGGUAACGACGGUAAAAAAUUGAUGAGAACCCCCAAUGAUGAUGGGAGUAGCAACAAACUUCAAGGGUUUGGCCUGCUUUCCUCUAGUUUAUUUCUUGAUGGAUUGACCAACGCCACUCAGGAUAAGUUACUGAAGGCCAACAAGGCCAAUGAGAAAGGAAAGCAAACUUUGAUAACAGGUGCACAUCUGAUGUUCACACUGAACCUCUUUGUGAUAGUGUGGAACAUUUUAUACUUUGUAGUGGUUGACCGCAGACAAUGGGAAAAUGCUGUUUCGGUAUGGACGAUGGACCCACAUGUGUGGGGCUACUUGAUGCUUUAUUCGGUUUGUGGUGCCAUGGGGCAAUGCUUUGUUUUCUACACCUUGGAGCAGUUUGGGUCUUUAGUCCUAAUCAUGAUAACAGUAACCAGAAAGAUGGUUUCCAUGAUUUUGAGUAUUGUAGUCUUUGGUAAGAGCGUGGGUUUCCAACAAUGGCUAGGGAUAUCUAUUGUAUUUGGCGGAAUCACCUGGGAAGCACUCAACAAGAAGAGAGCUAAUACUUCAAAGGUCAAACUAGCCUAG
Messenger RNA from Saccharomyces mikatae IFO 1815, 1020 nucleotides. RefSeq names its product UDP-galactose transporter HUT1 (gene HUT1). The coding region runs from base 1 to 1020 and encodes 339 amino acids. Gene Ontology annotation, molecular function: UDP-glucose transmembrane transporter activity; UDP-galactose transmembrane transporter activity. Gene Ontology annotation, biological process: UDP-galactose transmembrane transport. The record is from RefSeq and is a predicted model, not a curated record. Lineage: Eukaryota; Fungi; Ascomycota; Saccharomycetes; Saccharomycetales; Saccharomycetaceae. Gene Ontology annotation, cellular component: endoplasmic reticulum membrane; Golgi membrane. The transcript has a single exon.